UGCAAUCCACCCUUCCGGCCCGGCGUUCCACCAGCUGCUUGCACCUUCCGCCCAGCUUCGGCUUUCCGCGCGACGGUCGCCAAGUUCCAUUUUCGCGUUGCCUCUGCGGUGCCCGAGCCCGCAAUGUCGGGCCCCAACGGGGACCUAAGCAUGCCGGUGGAUGCGGGCGCGGAAGGCGAGAAUGACAGCUUCGGGGAAGCAGAGUACGCUGCCAUCAACUCCAUGUUGGAUCAGAUCAACUCUUGUCUGGACCACCUGGAGGAGAAGAACGACCACCUCCAUGCCCGCCUCCAGGAGCUGCUGGAGUCUAAUCGGCAGACACGCCUGGAAUUCCAGCAACAACUCGGGGAGGCCCCUAGUGAUGCCAGCCCCUAGGUGCUGGGAGCCCCAAACCAGGUCCCGGCCUCGCCUCUCUAGGCCAUGUUCUGGCCUAUGUAGAUACCACUUGGCUUAGACACCACCUCAGGUACUGGCCUUCAGAUCCCCCAGUGGGUCUACCCACCUGGACCAAGCCCCACUGCCCCAUCAUCCCUUCUGGAGCCAGGUGGAGCCAGCUCACUCACUUAUCCGACUGCCCAGCUCCUGUCUCUUUCCCCUCCACCCUGGAUUGAGUGUCCAUAUUAAAGAGAUCUCCCACA
Messenger RNA from Alexandromys fortis (reed vole), 638 nucleotides. RefSeq names its product bublin coiled coil protein (gene Bbln). The coding region runs from base 124 to 375 and encodes 83 amino acids. Lineage: Eukaryota; Metazoa; Chordata; Mammalia; Rodentia; Cricetidae. The record is from RefSeq and is a predicted model, not a curated record. The transcript is spliced from 2 exons.